Molecule: messenger RNA, 3925 nt
Organism: Cornus florida
Lineage: Eukaryota; Viridiplantae; Streptophyta; Magnoliopsida; Cornales; Cornaceae
Exons: 20
Coding region: 147-3497 (1116 amino acids)
Biological process (GO): protein import into nucleus
Cellular component (GO): nucleus; cytoplasm
Molecular function (GO): small GTPase binding; nuclear import signal receptor activity
Source: RefSeq, a predicted model, not a curated record
CUCCCUUAACACAUCCGCAUUUUUUUCCCCAUUCUUCACACAUAUCAGCGAGAAGAGAGAGGAAGAGAGAGAGAGUACGAGAGCGCCACCACCACCUCUACAACUUCCACUAUCAGUUACCACACCAAAAACCCUAACUGUCUCCCAUGGAUCCCGAGGCAGCUCAGCUCCAGCAAGCCCAACUCGCGGCGAUUCUCGGCCCGGACCCCGCCGCUUUCGAAACCCUAAUCUCUCACCUCAUGUCCUCCUCCAACGAGGUUCGAUCACAGGCCGAAAUCUUCUUCAACCUCUGCAAACAGACCGAUCCGAACUCGCUCGCUCUCAAACUCGCCCAACUCCUCCAGUCUUCGCCUCAGGUCGAAGGCCGAGCCAUGUCGGCGAUUUUACUCAGAAAGCAGUUAACUCGGGACGACUCGUACAUAUGGCCUCGAUUGUCGCCCGCGACUCAGUCCUCGCUCAAAUCGAUCUUGCUUUCUUGCGUCCAACGUGAGGAAUCGAAGUCGAUAAUCAAGAAGCUAUGCGACACCGUGUCGGAGCUCGCGUCGGGGAUUAUGCCCGAUAACGGGUGGCCGGAGCUCUUGCCGUUCAUGUUCCAGUGCGUGUCGUCCGAUUCGCCGAAACUCCAAGAAUCGGCAUUCUUGAUCUUCGCUCAGUUGUCGCAGUACAUCGGAGAUACCCUGAUUCCACACAUAAAGCACCUUCACUCUGUGUUCUUCCAGUGCUUGAAUUCGUCAUCUAAUUCGGAUGUGAAGAUUGCUGCGCUUAGCGCCGUGAUUAAUUUCAUUCAGUGCCUGUCGAGUUCUAGCGAUCGCGACCGGUUUCAAGAUUUGUUGCCGGCGAUGAUUAAGACGUUGACUGAGGCGUUGAAUUGCGGGCAGGAGGCGACGGCGCAGGAAGCGCUGGAAUUGUUGAUUGAAUUGGCGGGGACGGAGCCCAGGUUCCUGAGGAGGCAAUUGGUGGAUGUGGUGGGGUCUAUGUUGCAGAUUGCGGAGGCAGAAACCCUAGAAGAGGGCACGAGACAUCUUGCAGUUGAGUUUGUGAUUACUCUUGCUGAAGCGAGAGAUAGGGCACCUGGUAUGAUGAGGAAAUUGCCUCAGUUUAUCAGUAGGUUAUUCGUCAUUUUGAUGAAUAUGCUUUUGGAUAUUGAGGAUGAUCCUGCGUGGCACAGCGCCGAGACUGAGGAUGAGGACGCAGGCGAGUCGAGCAAUUAUAGUGUGGGGCAAGAGUGUUUGGAUAGAUUAUCAAUUGCUUUGGGUGGAAAUACUAUUGUUCCUGUUGCAUCUGAGCAGUUGCCGGCAUAUUUGGCUGCUCCAGAAUGGCAGAAGCACCAUGCGGCUCUAAUUGCUCUUGCCCAGAUUGCAGAGGGAUGCUCAAAGGUGAUGAUUAAAAAUUUGGAGCAAGUAGUGAAUAUGGUUUUGAAUUCAUUUCAAGAUCCUCACCCACGAGUGCGGUGGGCGGCCAUUAAUGCGAUUGGACAAUUGUCUACGGAUUUGGGCCCCGAUUUGCAAGUUCAGUACCAUCAACGCGUGUUGCCAGCAUUGGCUUUAUCUAUGGAUGAUUUCCAGAAUCCUCGAGUUCAGGCUCAUGCUGCUUCAGCGGUGCUCAACUUCAGCGAGAAUUGCACGUCAGAUAUUUUAACACCAUAUUUAGAUGGAAUAGUGAGCAAAUUGCUUGUACUUCUACAGAAUGGGAAACAAAUGGUGCAAGAAGGGUCCCUGACUGCUUUAGCAUCAGUUGCUGACUCAUCUCAGGAGCACUUCCAAAAAUACUAUGAUGCUGUUAUGCCGUACUUGAAAGCUAUCUUGAUUAAUGCAACUGACAAGUCUAACCGCAUGCUUCGUGCCAAAGCCAUGGAGUGCAUUAGUUUGGUUGGAAUGGCUGUUGGAAAGGAUAAGUUCAGGGAUGAUGCUAAGCAGGUUAUGGAAGUGCUCAUGUCGUUGCAAGGAUCUCAAAUGGAGAGCGAUGAUCCUACAACAAGUUACAUGUUACAAGCAUGGGCCAGACUCUGCAAGUGCUUGGGACAGGACUUUCUACCUUAUAUGAAUGUUGUCAUGCCUCCUUUGCUUCAGUCCGCUCAACUUAAACCCGAUGUGACCAUUACAUCCGCAGAUUCAGAUAAUGAAAUUGAUGAAUCAGAUGAUGAAAGCAUGGAGACCAUCACUCUUGGGGAUAAAAGAAUAGGAAUCAAGACUAGUGUCCUAGAGGAGAAAGCUACAGCUUGUAACAUGUUAUGUUGCUAUGCUGACGAGUUGAAGGAAGGUUUCUAUCCAUGGAUUGAUCAGGUUGCCCCAACUUUAGUUCCGUUGCUGAAGUUUUAUUUCCAUGAAGAAGUUAGGAAAGCAGCUGUUUCAGCUAUGCCAGAGCUAUUGCGCUCAGCAAAAUUGGCAGUAGAGAAAGGGCUUGCUCAAGGUCGUAAUGAGUCUUAUAUUAAGCAAUUGUCAGACUACAUAAUUCCGGCUUUGGUAGAAGCUUUACAUAAGGAACCAGAUACGGAAAUAUGUGCAAACAUGUUGGAUGCAUUGAAUGAAUGCCUGCAGAUCUCUGGACCUCUUCUGGACGAAAGCCAGGUCAGAAGCAUUGUCGAUGAGAUAAAGCAGGUGAUAACAGCCAGUUCAAGUAGAAAAAGAGAGAGAGCAGAGAGGGCCAAAACUGAAGAUUUUGAUGCAGAUGAGGGGGAAUUGCUUAAAGAGGAAAAUGAGCAAGAAGAAGAAGUUUUUGACCAAGUUGGCGAAAUCCUGGGAACUUUGAUUAAAACAUUUAAAGCCUCUUUCUUGCCAUUCUUUGAUGAGCUAUCAUCUUAUUUAACACCUAUGUGGGGUAAGGACAAGACACCUGAAGAGAGGAGGAUUGCAAUUUGCAUAUUUGAUGAUGUUGCAGAGCAGUGUCGUGAAACAGCUCUGAAAUAUUAUGAUACAUAUCUUCCUUUCCUUUUGGAAGCCUGCAAUGACGAUAACCCUGAUGUUCGACAGGCGGCUGUAUAUGGACUUGGUGUUUGUGCAGAAUUUGGGGGUUCGGUUAUUAAACCUUUGGUUGGAGAGGCUCUUUCAAGGCUAAACGUUGUAAUUAGGCAUCCUAAUGCCCAGCAACCUGAUAACUUAAUGGCAUAUGAUAAUGCCGUUUCUGCUCUGGGGAAAAUAUGUCAGUUUCAUCGCGAUAGUAUUGAUUCAGUUCAGGUUAUUCCUGCCUGGUUAGGCUGCUUGCCAAUAAAAGGAGAUCUGAUUGAGGCCAAGGUUGUUCAUGAACUGCUUUGUUCAAUGGUUGAAAGGUCAGAUAGAGAACUUCUGGGUCCUAACAACCAGUAUCUUCCAAAAAUUGUGGCAGUAUUUGCCGAGGUUCUAUGUGCCGGUAAGGAUCUUGCCACAGAACAAACUGCAAGUCGAAUGAUUAAUCUUUUGAGGCAACUUCAACAGACACUACCACCAUCGACCCUGGCUUCAACUUGGUCAUCAUUGCAGCCCCAGCAGCAGCUUGCAUUACAGUCCAUCCUCUCAUCAUAGUAUUGUUGGUGACUAGAUACAUCCGCUGUUCAUUGGGACGUUGCUUUGUCCGGUCAGUUUGUGUCAGUCAUAUAUUUGUUACCCCAUUCUUUCCCAUAAGAUGUUCCCGCAAUUCAUUUUGCAGCAACUAGGUGUCGUCGGUUGUGUGGUUGAGUGUGAAUGUCAUUGCAAUUGAAAUGAAACCCCUUGUGUAGAAUGUGUAUACUAAAGAGUGUUAUUCAAUGGUGGGUGGGGGUACUGCAUCCAUAAGGAGGGUCAGUAAUUGUGGUUUGUGAGGUGGUCGUCGGUUGUCGGUCAGUCAGUCGUCGUGUGAGGUUUGAAGGUUUCCGGUGAGGCAAUUCUUGUCGCAGUUUUGGUCGGUCAUGUUUCUGUUAGCGAUUUUGAUAAUACUAAAAAAACUAAAUCAUAAACGGUGGUUUUAUUUAUUA